This is a messenger RNA of Aedes aegypti (yellow fever mosquito), 2055 nucleotides long. RefSeq names its product zinc finger protein 2. The transcript is spliced from 3 exons. The coding region runs from base 149 to 1990 and encodes 613 amino acids. Gene Ontology annotation, cellular component: nucleus. The record is from RefSeq and is a predicted model, not a curated record. Gene Ontology annotation, molecular function: zinc ion binding. Lineage: Eukaryota; Metazoa; Arthropoda; Insecta; Diptera; Culicidae.
CGGCCGCACUGUUGUUUUUGAUUGAUGAACCGAAGCGCGUUUUCUCAAAUGUAAACAUAAUUUUCCAUUGUUUCGUCACUUUUUUCGAGUUCUAUAAAGUGAAUUUCUCCUGAAAACCAAUAAAAUCUUUAGUUAGAACCAACUCAGCAUGAAAACCGAAACCGAACCGCACCACAAUCCGGCCGACCCUUCCGGAUUGUGUCGAACAUGUAUGCUGAGUGGCUCGCCAGAAUCGCUGAUAGCCGUCGGUUCCGAACUGGAAGAAGGUGCCCCGAUUGCCAGCGUUAUCGGAGAACUGACCGCCGUCCAGAUCAAACAGAAGGAUGGUCUCCCGGAAGCGGUCUGCGCCGAAUGUGUGGCUGAAUUGAAGCAGUUUGUGGAAUUCAUCCGGAAGGUACGGGUUUCCGAUCGGAAGUUAAGGCGGUUGUUCAAAGGAGGGAAUUCGGAGAGCGUUGCACAAGAAGAGGUGUAUGUUAAGCAAGAAAGCGAUUCUUGGAACUGUAAGGAGGAACUGAUGGUGAAUGAUGAGACUGAGGAAGUUAUCGAGGAGGUCAUAGUCGAUGAGGAAUACCUGGAAUUGGAUGAGGACACGGUGUGGAAAGUUGAGGAGGAACCUAAUCAAAGCACUACAACUGCCGGAGAUAAUUCCGAAAUAGAUUUCGUUGGAUUUGACGAUGCUGAGACAAAACCCCAGAUUGAUGUUCCCGAUUUGACCACAAGGAAGCAAAAGCGAAAGCGGCUUUAUCAUAGGUAUAACAAGAACCCCACGGAUUACACUGUCCUGGAUGAGGUUGAGCAGCAAAUUUUCAUCACUAUAGAAGUAUCGGAGGGCGAUUUGAUGUGCUGUUCGUGUUAUAAAAUCUUUGAGGACGAGGAAGAGUUCAAAGACCACUGCGAGGAUCAUCGCAAAAAAGCCAGGUUGAACGUUUUGAGGCCGCACGUUUGUGAAAUUUGCUCUAAGAGGUACACAACGGCUCAAGGUUUGACUCUGCACAUGAAUCAAUCGCGAAGCGUCGACAAAGUUUAUGAGUGCAUUCGAUGCAAGUCUCGGUUCCUAAACUCCAAAACUCGUCGUCAUCAUGCUCACAACCAUCCUCAAAAGGAGGUAAUUCAAUCGGCUGUAAUUGCGCCUAUAAGAAUUCAGCCAAACCAUCGCAAGGGAAGAAUCUGCUGCGCCCAGGGCUGUGGAGAAUCGUUCGCCACGGACGAAGCGCUUAUCGAACAUGCCCAAGAAGCUCAUCGACUGAACAAGAUGGCCUCAACCCUACCGGAAUACCAAGACAAGCCGUUUGAGUGUCCAGUUUGCUAUAAGAGGUUCUUCGAUCAAGCAGCGUUGGUUUCGCAUCAGAAACGAAAGUACAAGAAUCCCGUCCGCCAAUGUUCGAUCUGCGGGGCGAAGGUUCCCGGGGCAGCGGCACUGGCCGCUCACGAACGAAUGCACACGGGAAUUAGGCCGUUCCCCUGUGGUUCAUGUCCUAAAUCGUUUGCAAGUACUGCCCUGCUGAAGGCGCAUUCCCUCGUGCAUCGCAAAGACAAGCCAUUCAUGUGUCCGACUUGUGGCAAAGGAUUCAACCGGAAGGCCACCCUCCAGAAGCACGAGCUGAUCCAUGCCAAUUUGUCGGUAUUCGACUGCGACGUCUGUGGAAAGCCAUUCCGAACCAAAUCGAGACUGGACCUGCACACGAGAACUCACUCCGGAUUCAAGCCGUAUCCCUGCCGAUAUUGCGAAAAGGCCUUUGCCGACCAUAGUAAUCGUCAUCGUCACGAAAUGGGGCACACAGGCAUCAAGCCAUACAAGUGCUCGCAGUGUGACAAAACUUUCAUCACGAAGCGACUUCAGGCGGAACAUGAAAGGUCAAAUCAUGCUAUUGCUACUGUCUACACGUGCAGUAUUUGCAUGGAAUCGUAUACCAACAGAGCAUCUUUGACUAAGCAUAUGGCGCUGCACGACGAUGAAGAUGCCGCAGCCGUAACUAAGCUAGUAGGAUAGUUAUGCUUAUUUUUUUUUUCGAUAAAAAUUGAAUACGUGAAUAACACCUUUGGUAGGUAGCAGAA